Molecule: messenger RNA, 2276 nt
Organism: Impatiens glandulifera
Lineage: Eukaryota; Viridiplantae; Streptophyta; Magnoliopsida; Ericales; Balsaminaceae
Product: TORTIFOLIA1-like protein 4
Exons: 4
Coding region: 195-2123 (642 amino acids)
Cellular component (GO): microtubule
Molecular function (GO): microtubule binding
Source: RefSeq, a predicted model, not a curated record
AUAGAAGAAGAAGAAGAAAGAAACCAUGAGACUGAUCAAGUUAUUAAAUUAAUGGUGGAUUUCUCUCUCUAAAACUCUUUCUUCUUCUAUAAGAAGAAGAGUUCUCAUUAUCGACAUUUUCCAAAAAAUUCAGAAUCCAAUCUCAUUUCCAUGGUGAUUCUGCAUACUGCUUGAUCCUAAAGCUUACUGCUAAAAUGUCUUUCUCUAGAGGUUCUCCGCAGAAUGGAAAUGGUUCCAACAAUACUGAUCUGAAACAGAGAGUAUUCGCCUGUCUCAAUAAGCUCUCCGAUAGGGAUACACUCGCCGUCGCUUCUGCCGAGCUCGAUUCCAUCGCGAAGACACUUCCACAAGAGGCGUUCUCUCCAUUUAUCAGUUGUUUAUCAUCCACCGAUUCGUCGGAGAAAUCGCCGGUCCGGCGACAAUGCGUCCGCCUCCUUGGUCUCAUGUCAUCCGCACACGGAGACGCACUUUCUCCACACGUAUCCAAGAUGCUCUCAGCAGUUGUUCGCCGCUUGCGCGAUUCCGAUUCCGCCGUACGCGCGGCCUGCGUAGAAGCUGUAGGUUCGAUGGCGUCGCAAAUCACGAGGCCGCCGUUCUCUUCCUUUAUGAAACCGCUGGUGGAAGCGGUUUUGCACGAGCAGGAUCAGAACUCGCAGGUCGGUUCGGCACUAUGCUUAGCGACGGCAAUCGAAUCGGCGCCGGAUCCGGAGCCGGCGCAAUUGCAGAAGCUGUUGUUGAAGCUAUUGAAGCUAGUGAAGAGCGAAAGCUUCAAGGCGAAGGCAUCGCUUCUGUGGCUGAUUGGCAUAACCGUCAGCGUCGGUGGUGCCGGAAACCGUAAUGCGGUGAAUGGAUUAGUGCAUUGUUUGGUUGAGUUCUUGAGCAGCGAUGAUUGGGGAACAAGGAAGGCUGCGGCAGAGGCGUUGGGGAAAUUGGCGAUUGCAGAGAAAGGUCUAUCGUCGGAUAUCAAAUCAUCCUGUUUAUCUUCUCUUGAGAACCGACGCUUUGACAAGGUGAAGGUGGUUCGAGAAACAAUGAAUCGUACAUUGGAGAUGUGGAAAGAGAUCCCUGAAACAAACGACGACGGCGGCGGCGUCGCCGGCGGUGGUGUUUCUAAAGAUGAGAGUGGAAAUGGAAGUAGGCCUCAUCCUCCCACGCCAUCAAAUGGCAGUCGCGAAGAAUCUCCCAAACCAAAGACAUCUCCUCCGAUGCCUUCAUCUAAUAAUAAUAAGAAGAAGAAUUCAUCAACGCCUACAACUAUUACCCGAAAGAGCAGCCCUCCUACUCCUAAAACAAAUAGUGAUGAUAAGAGAUCAGGGUCAUCCUCCAUCUUCAACAAUCUUCUUUACCAAACAACAGAAUCAUCCCCCAAUUGGAAUGUUGCAAUUUCUGAAAAAGGAGUCCCAGGUGGUUUGGCAGAUACAAAAGGGAAUGCAAAACAAGCGGCGGUGGUGGUGGACACUAAUGCUACGGAUGAAAAGACGCGAAGUAGAUUCAGAUCUUCGCGUGUGGUACCAUUAUUCAAUGACGAUUUCAUGAUUGUGGGCAAUACUGGUGGUGAUGAGUCAGAGAUGAAGAAGAACCAUAAGGGGGUGGAGGAGGAGGAGGAGGAAGAAGAGGAGGAUCUGAGUUUAAUACGCAGACAACUUCUUCAGAUAGAAGACCAACAAUCCAGUCUCCUACACCUUUUGCAGAGGUUUAUUGGGAGCUCUCAGAAUGGAAUAGAGUCUCUGGAAACGCGAGUAAAUGGAAUAGAGAAAGCUUUGGAUGAAAUAUCUCGAGCAGGUGUAGGUGUAGGUGCAGGGAGACGACUUGUUCCGCUUCCCUCCAGUAGUACAUGUUGCUCGAUACCUGGAGCAGAGUUUCUAACUCCCAGAUAUUGGCGAAGAAGUGAAUCCUCCUCCCAUUUAACUACAACAAACUUAUCCUACUCCUCUGGGAGGAGAAUACUUAAUCAUCAGCAAGAGGAGGAGGAGGAGGAAGAGCAAAUGACAGAAAUUCUUAAGCAGCAGUGCCAAAACAACAAGGGUGGUAUGAGUUGUGGUGAUAAUCGGAGGAAGGAUUUAAGGACGAGAUUAGAAUCAUCACAGUUAGCUGGUAAAAACUCCAAACAAGAUUCAAGAUGAUGAUGAUGAAUGAUGGAUGGAGGCUAUCCAAAGAAGGUAGUAAGUAACAUUUCUAUUCUUAUUAAUUAAUGAUUAAAUCUGUAGUAGAUGAUGAUGAUAUUUUGAUUGUAUCAGGUUAAAAUGAAAUAUAUUUUUAUCUGAUCUUUCUGCCUA